AUGCCAGCCUUGAAAUUAUUUGGACGCAAGUGGUUAGCGGCUACUGACGAUCUUGUAUAUCCCGGGCUAUUCGAAAUUUUCAUUCGAAUUAUUUGGUUAAUCCUAAUGACAAUUGCGUGCAUAAAAUACUACGACGAGACUUGGAAAUGCCGUACCGGUGGAGAAUUAGUGCGUGUAUUCCUAGCUGGGGAACUAACGCUCCUGAGCAUUAUCGCCACGCUGUUAUUCGUCGUAGUAACCCACAGUUCGAGAGGGGCUAUCACAGACACGUACUCCCGUCGACUGGUCGAACCGCUCCUGACCGUCAAGGUACUCUUACUAUUCCCCGAAGUAGUGUGGAACGUUCUGGGAACAUUUUGGAUAUUCACUCGACACGUUGAAUGUUCCGAUGACAACUAUACGAUACCCGUCGUAGAAGGGCUGGUUCUGUUCCACUGGGUACUACUUGGCUUAACGAUGCUAGGAAUGGCUCUUGUGUUCGAUCCUCUAGGAUCUUUAGGCCUCAGAGAUAAAACUUUACAAGAUUUUGAGGAACAUCGCAAAGUAUCCAGCACGUGGAUACGGAGGUUCAAAUUUUUAUGGUGGAUGCAGCGAGACGAAAGUGCCGACGAAACGUUUCAACAUGUUGCUGGAUUACUGAGCGCACUGUUUCGAGGCACAGAUCUAGUUCCAUCCGACGUUAUGGCGGGCUGUAUUCUGAUGAGAGUAAGACAAAAGCGGGAGACUCUUGAAUUGAGGCGGUUUCACAUGUUAAAUCGCCCAGUAUAUACUUCCGAUGCACGGGAAAUUUUUCGUCUUGCACCGAGCUGGAUGUCGCUAGAAUGGGCUCAGCAUUACAUGCAGUUAUCCGUAGCUUCUUACGCUUGGAUAUUUGUCAUGUAUCAGCAUAUCUGUACGGGCUGCUUCCGACUUGCCAAAUACAUGACUUGUUGCGCGUGUUUCAGGCGGAAGCACAACGCGGUGAUAGAUGACAAUUGCUGUUUGUGCAAUCUUGCAGGUGUAAAAUACUUGUCUCGACUAUCAGAGGACGAUAUCUUAUACGCAUCGUUUCGGAACCAUCUUUGCGAGAUACCUUUCUGCGUGGUUGCCGACCAUAAAACUGCAAGUAUCGUUAUCGUGAUUCGGGGAUCGCUGUCUUUGCGUGAUCUGUUUACAGAUAUUGCAGCAGCUUCCGAUGUAUUUGAAGCGGAUGGCCUACCACCGGGUAGUAUGGCUCACAGAGGGAUGAUUAUUGGUGCCAAGGUGCUAUUGAAACAGCUCGAUCAAUCCAAGAUUCUCACAAAAGCCUUUACCAUGUACCCGCACUACAACCUCACGCUCACAGGUCACAGUCUGGGUGCUGGAUUAUCCGUCCUCCUGGCCCUGCUGAUUCGACCGCAUUAUCCGAAUCUGCGAGUCUACGCGUUCUCAACACCAGCUGGAUUACUUAGUCGAGAAGCUGCCAGGAUCACCGAAGAAUUUGUUUUCACAAUAGGUCUUGGCGAUGACCUCGUUAUGAGACUCGGUGUAGACAGCAUUGAAAAUUUCAGGACUUCUCUACUUAUUACCCUUCAGGCUUGCCGUUUACCCAAGUACAGAGUGGUCCUCAAUGGUCUCGGUUAUACUUUGUUCGGUAUACCUGAGAGGGACCUCGAAAAGUUGUGGCAAAACGGUAACACAAUUGGAUCUAUGCAAGGGCAACUUCCGCUCCUUUCCGAUCCACCCACAAGACAGAUGGAUGCAACGUUAUUGGAACGCAAUGUGGCUAUGCGAAGGUACUCGAGCGUUCGAUUAUACACAGCUGGGCGUAUACUUCAUAUUUCAAGGUUCAAAUCAGCACUCAAGCAAAAAGACAGUGAUGAAAACGGAAGUGACAAAUGUCGGUACGAAAUGCGUUGGGCCCAAGCUGAAGACUUCAUGGAGUUAUCGGUGAUGCCAAGGAUGUUAUUGGACCACCUGCCUGAAAACUUGGAGCAUGCUCUGACUGUGUUACUUGGUCAGCAGGACGAGGCACCCGAGGACAUUAGUAUAGUGUAGUUCAAUGGCGUUCAACCGCCAAAGUUCAGUAUCACGAUAAAGACUAACUGAAAAUUGACCAAGAAAAUCAGUAUUUGUAUAUUUAUACACAUUACACGCAGAAUUAAAAGAUGUUCGAAUCAA
This is a messenger RNA of Neodiprion fabricii, 2139 nucleotides long. Its product is annotated as diacylglycerol lipase-beta-like. The record is from RefSeq and is a predicted model, not a curated record. The transcript is spliced from 13 exons. Bases 1 to 2016 code for a protein of 671 amino acids. Lineage: Eukaryota; Metazoa; Arthropoda; Insecta; Hymenoptera; Diprionidae. Gene Ontology annotation, biological process: lipid metabolic process.